ACCUCUAGUGUCUCUAAUACAGUAACCUCUAGUAUCUCUAAUACAGUAAACUCUAGUGUCUCUAAUACAGUAACCUCUGUCUUCCUUUAUUUGAUUGGGAUGUUUCUGUGUGUCUUCAGGUGGUUUCUCAGCGUUUUCCCAGCUGUUUCCAGGUCUGUGUGAAGGUAAGGCUCUUUUGGCCGCGUCCUGCCUGGUCCCCACCUGCCUCUCUCAGCCCUGCCUGCCCCUCAACACCUCUGGGCCAACACGUAUCCUGCCUCACCUUUACCUGGGCUGUCAGAGAGACGUACUCAACAUGGAAGUGAUGCAGCAGAAUGAGAUAGCGUACGUCCUGAAUGCCAGUAACACAUGUCCCAAACCAGACUACAUCGCUGAGUCUCACUUCCUGCGAGUUCCUGUCAACGACAGCUUCUGUGAGAAGAUCCUCCCCUGGUUGGACAGAUCUGUAGAGUUCAUAGAGAAGGCCAAAGCCUCCGACGCCUGUGUGCUGGUCCACUGUCUGGCUGGUAUCUCCCGCUCGGCAACCAUCGCUAUCGCUUACAUCAUGACGAGGAUGGACAUGUCACUAGACGAAGCUUACAGGUUCGUGAAGGAGAAGAGGCCCACCAUCUCUCCUAACUUCAACUUCCUGGGUCAGCUGCUGGACUUUGAGAAGAAGAUCAAGACUCCUGGAAGGUCGGAGAUCAGAGAGACCAUCGGGGUCAAACCCUGUCCCCUCCUCCACCCCCCACUAGAGCAGGACCCCCCUAACCCUACCCCCAGCCUCCCAGACCCUGCCCUGGCCCUGCUGGAGCCCCUGACCCUGCCGUGUGUCCUGACCCCCUGGCCUCCAGAGGAGAGGCUCCUGGCCCAGGCUCUCCAGGGGCUCCAGCUGGACCAGGGGACGGAGGACAGCGCUGCCCGGCUGAAAAGGUCCUUCUCUCUGGACAUCAAGUCGUACGGGGAGACAGGAGGCAGCAGCAGCGCCCCCGUGAGGCCGUACCCCCACCCUAGAGCCGGAGCCCAGGAGUAUUAUAAUCCCGGAGCCCAGGAGUAUUAUAAUCCAUCCGGGAGCUUCAAGGAGCCUGCUGGGAAACCGUGUCAGUUCUCUCCCGUGAAGGAGAUGUCAGAGCAGUCUACACCCGAGCCGAGCCCUGACAAGGAGCAGGACGACGGUGCCGCAGACCCUGCUGCUACGUCUGCUGCUCCUGUAGUCUCCACCACAAGCAGCACCACUACCAGUACGACCACCUCCAACCAGCCCAGCAUGAAGCAGCCCAGCCAGGCUCCGCCUCCUCCGCCGCCCCUCUCCUGUUCCCAGCCGUUCCACCGUAGCGGCAGUAUGGAGGAGAGCUCUAACCCCGCCCCUAACCACACUCCUCACACCACCGGCUUCCUGUUCGGCCUAUCACGUUCCCAGCAGCACCUGUCCAAGCCCGCCCCUAACCUAGGCUCCGCCCUGAAGGGCUGGCACUCUGACAUCCUAUUGGGUCCCGUCACUGUGUCGUCGGGGGGAUGGUACCUCUCCGAGUCGCACCGCUUCUACUCCACCUCCGCCAUCUUAGGAGGCGGGGCCAACAUUCUAGGGGGUGGCAGCGUAGCGGCGUACAGCGUGAGUCAGGGGUUGGAGGAGGUGCGGCGGCGCGGGCGGCAGAGGAACGGCGACCGCGGGGACUCGCGGAGGAGCUGGCACGAGGAGAGCACCUUGGAGAAACAGCUGAAGAGAUGGAGCUGUCAGAUGGAACUGGGAGACAGGAUGAGAGGAGGAAGGGAGACGAGAUCCAGGGAAGAGAUGGGGAGUCACAGCAGCUUCUCAGGAAGCAUGGAGCUCAUAGAGGUGUCCUGAGAGGGACAAUAUGGCCUCCAGUCCGCACCAUUACGGAAUCGUUGAUUUGAAUGGAGACGUCCGUUCUAGGGAGUAUAACAUCCCCAGAUCAGACCCAUGUUGAGGGGAAAGACUUGUUCUGCACCCGUCUUAUUAUCCCACUAGGGACUUGAACCUUGAACUGAUCUAAGCGGCUCUAUGUGUACUUGUGUCGCGACAGUUGGCAUUAAUGUAGUUUGAACUUUGACCUGGAAGCAGAAAGCAGCUGUGUGAUGAUGAUGAAUGUAAUGAAGAGGUGAACUCUGAGAGGACUGAGACAAACUGAGUCUUUUGUUUCAUUUAUUUCUGAUUGUUGAUGAUCGUCGUCAACAGCAGUAGAUGUCUGCCUGGCGUUGGAUACAUGGAGCUUUUAUGAAGCCUUAUGAAGUCUUUAUGAAGCGUUAUGAAGUCUUUAUGAAGCCUUAUGAAGUCUUUAUGAAGCCUUAUGAAGUCUUUAUGAGCCUUAAGAAGUCUUUAUGAAGCCUUAAGAAGUCUUUAUGAGCCUUAUGAAGUCUUUAUGAAGCGUUAUGAAGUCUUUAUGAAGCCUUAUGAAGUCUUUAUGAGCCUUAUGAAGUCUUUAUGAAGCGUUAUGAAGUCUUUAUGAGCCUUAUGAAGUCUUUAUGAAGCCUUAAGAAGUCUUUAUGAGCCUUAUGAAGUCUUUAUGAAGCCUUAUGAAGUCUUUAUGAGCCUUAAGAAUUCUUUAUGAAGCCUUAAGAAUUCUUUAUGAAGCCUUAUGAAGUCUUUAUGAAGCCUUAUGAAGUCUUUAUGAAGCAUUAUGAAGUCUUUAUGAAGCAUUAUGAAGUCUUUAUGAAGCCUUAAGACGUCUUUAUGAAGCCUUAAGAAGUCUUUAUGAAGCCUUAAGAAGUCUUUAUGAAGCCUUAAGAAGUCUUUAUGAAGCCUUAAGAAGUCUUUAUGAAGCGUUAUGAAGUCUUUAUGAAGCCUUAAGAAGUCUUUAUGAAGCGUUAUGAAGUCUUUAUGAAGCCUUAUGAAGUCUUUAUGAGCCUUAAGAAGUCUUUAUGAAGCCUUUAUGAAGCCUUAAGAAGUCUUUAUGAAGCGUUAUGAAGAACGAGACCAGAGAUCCUUGAUAUCCCUGUGUCAAAUCAUCCAAUACCUCACACAUCCAAAUUAGAGGCUUCUCCUGUUCCUCUGUCUUCUUCUGAUUGACAAUUCAAAUCUCAGGUCUUAUUUGAGCAGCAAGAAAAGAUGCUUGAACAACCGAACAGUUCCCGAACAGUUCCCGAACAGCUCCAGAACAGCUCCCGAACAGUUCCCGAACAGUUCCGAACAGUUCCCGAACAGUUCCCGAACAGCUCCCGAACAGUUCCCGAACAGCUCCCGAACAGUUCCCGAACAGCUCCCGAACAGUUCCCGAACAGCUCCCGAACAGCUCCCGAACAGCUCCCGAACAGCUCCCGAACAGCUCCCGAACAGCUCCCGAACAGUUCCCGAACAGCUCAGUUGGUAGAGCAUGGCGCUUGUACCCAAGGGUUGUAGGUUCGAUUCCCAGGGCCACCCAGACGUAAAAUGUAUGCACGCAUGACUGUAAAUCACUUUGGAUUAAAGCGCUAAACAUUAUAUAUUAUUAACGAACGGUGUGGUUGUGGGUUUUGUCUGAUAUGGUGUGGUAAAGGAAUUAUGUAAUGAUUGAUACCUGUGGUAAAGGAAUGAUGUAAUGACUGAUACCUGUGGUAAAGGAAUGAUGUAAUGACUGAUACCUGUGGUAAAGGAAUGAUGUAAUGACUGAUACCUGUGGUAAAGGAAUGAUGUAAUGAUUGAUACCUGUGGUAAAGGAAUGAUGUAAUGACUGAUACCUGUGGUAAAGGAAUGAUGUAAUGACUGAUACCUGUGGUAAAGGAAUGAUGUAAUGAUUGAUACCUGUGGUAAAGGAAUGAUGUAAUGACUGAUACCUGUGGUAAAGGAAUGAUGUAAUGAUUGAUACCUGUGGUAAAGGAAUGAUGUAAUGACUGAUACCUGUGGUAAAGGAAUGAUGUAAUGAUUGAAACCUGUGGUAAAGGAAUGAUGUAAUGAUUGAUACCUGUGGUAAAGGAAUGAUGUAAUGAUUGAUACCUGUGGUAAAGGAAUGAUGUAAUGACUGAUACCUGUGGUAAAGGAAUGAUGUAAUGAUUGAAACCUGUGGUAAAGGAAUGAUGUAAUGACUGAUACCUGUGGUAAAGGAAUGAUGUAAUGAUUGAUACCUGUGGUAAAGGAAUGAUGUAAUGACUGAUACCUGUGGUAAAGGAAUGAUGUAAUGACUGAUACCUGUGGUAAAGGAAUGAUGUAAUGACUGAUACCUGUGGUAAAGGAAUGAUGUAAUGAUUGAUACCUGUGGUAAAGGCUUUGAAUAAGUUCUACCACUUCAGCUGACCUGAGACCAGUGGUCCCAUCACAGACAUGAACCCUGACCUGAGACCAGUGGUCCCAUCCCAGACCUGAGACCAGUGGUCCCAUCCCAGACCUGAGACCAGUGGUCCUGAACCCAGACCUGAACCCUGACCUGAGACCAGUGGUCCUGAACCCUGACCUGAGACCAGUGGUCCUGACCCAGACCCGAACCCUGACCUGAGACCAGUGGUCCCAUCCCAGACCUGAGACCAGUGGUCCUGACCCAGACCUGAGACCAGUGGUCCUGAACUCUGACCUGAGACCAGUGGUCCUGACCCAGACCUGAACCCUGACCUGAGACCAGUGGUCCUGACCCAGACCUGAGACCAGUGGUCCCAUCCCAGACCUGAGCCCUGACCUGAGGCGUCUGUUCAGCUACCUCAGUGUGUGGACGUGUGUGAGAGAUGGUAGGUCUGUUAUGGGGUUGUGUUGCUGUGUCAGAAUAUAGCUAGUUUUACAACAGACAAUGUGGACUAAAGUCAGGGAUGGGACCACUGGUCUCAGGUCAGGGGUCAGGUCUGGGUCAGGACCACUGGUCUCAGGUCAGGGGUCAGGUCUGGGAUGGGUGUGUGGACGUGUGUGAGAGAUAUUAGGUCUGUUAUGGGUUUGUUGUUGCUGUGCCAGAAUAUAGCUCGUUUUACAACAGACAAUGUGGACAUUUGGAUGAAGCUGAUGAGCAGUAGAUGUAUGUUGACUGUUGAAAUAAAAUCUCAAACAGUA
This is a messenger RNA of Salvelinus namaycush (lake trout), 4945 nucleotides long. It is a transcript of the gene dusp16, whose product is annotated as dual specificity phosphatase 16. The record is from RefSeq and is a predicted model, not a curated record. Gene Ontology annotation, molecular function: MAP kinase tyrosine/serine/threonine phosphatase activity; protein tyrosine/threonine phosphatase activity. The transcript is spliced from 3 exons. Gene Ontology annotation, cellular component: nucleus; cytoplasm. NCBI's taxonomy places the organism in Eukaryota, Metazoa, Chordata, Actinopteri, Salmoniformes, Salmonidae. Gene Ontology annotation, biological process: negative regulation of MAPK cascade; protein dephosphorylation. The coding region runs from base 296 to 1825 and encodes 509 amino acids.